AUGGACCCGGCCAUUGUCAUUGCUGUCCCGUACGAUCGCCACAUCUGGCCACAGACACGUUCAGAGGAAACUCGGAGCGACAACAUCUGGGCAUUCUGCUCCUCGCAGUUCCUGGCGUCGACGCAGAAACUCCUCGAACGGCACGCGAGGCGCGACGCGUCCACGCUCGCCUCGCCCAUGCCUAUGCUUCACCACCCGAAGCCGAUACGCGCAUACCGCUUCGUACCCAACUGGGUAGACGACUGGGACGAGCGCAGCGUUCUCUCGGACUCGGGCUCGCCGUCCACCACGCCACAUUCCGAGUCGCUGGCCACACCGAGCGACGCGUUCUCCGACAUGGAGUAUUACGGGCGCGGGAUCGGGGAUAGUGCUGAAGGGCAGGGGGACCUUUAUAGCUGCGGGAGACCCGCUUCGACGAUAUCGGAGCUGGCGCAUUACCUCCCGCGCGAGGUGCUGGAGGAGCUCGGCCUCGCGCCCAGCGCGUCCAACUCGAGCAUCAGCCCCGGGUGCCCAGACACGCCGGGCACGAGCUCGGCGUGCGCAGACCCCCGCCACGUCCAGCUGUUGGCCAUGGUGCUGCAGGAAGCCUCGCAUAUGCCGGCGCACAACUCACCCGUGGGCGGGACCUGUGGCGCGAGUGACAAUCACCGCGUGAAGCUGCUCGACAUCCUGGUCAAGGAGAUCGAGGAGCCCAGACAAUGCGUAGAGGUCGAGGCACAUGCCGGCCCGCAGGCCGCUCGAGUCUACGCGUAUUCGGCCUCUUGGGCAGACGCAUGCCAUCCCCCGAGUCUCUCCAGUGUCUCGAGUAGCAACAGAAAGCCGAUGUUGAGUGGUAGGUGCGCAGGAACACUGCCGCUGGAGAACGAUCAGGCGCAUAGGGAAGUGUUGCUGAGCAUCCUCAACUAG
Molecule: messenger RNA, 906 nt
Organism: Gloeophyllum trabeum ATCC 11539
Lineage: Eukaryota; Fungi; Basidiomycota; Agaricomycetes; Gloeophyllales; Gloeophyllaceae
Exons: 2
Coding region: 1-906 (301 amino acids)
Source: RefSeq, a predicted model, not a curated record